AUGAAUUAAAGUAAAAUUUAAUUCGAAGAUGUUUGGGAGAAAAGAAAUUUAAUGUUCUUCUUACUUGACAAAAAAUUGAAUAAGAAAAGUAAAAAGAAUCAUGAACAUGACAUUUUAUUAUUUGGAUAAGCAAAGGCCUUAAAUUCACCAGGUAGAUUUACAAAAUGUUAAUUAAACUAAAAUACACAAUUAUACUUUAUUAUUUUACAACUUGAACUUGAUGAAAUUAUCAAUCCAAAGGAGGUUCAAAUCUAUAUGAAAGUCCAAUUAAAAAAAAGUAAUUAUAAUAUAAAUUUUAGGAUAUAUAGAAAUAAUCUCAAAAAGUAUUAAACUUAACUUCAGAAAUUAACCUGUAAAUAUAUGCGAAGAUAUCUUAAUACACUCUUAAUGUUAUUUUCUCAAAUGA
Paramecium primaurelia is the source of this 406-nucleotide messenger RNA. The record is from the annotation of a GenBank genome assembly. Lineage: Eukaryota; Ciliophora; Oligohymenophorea; Peniculida; Parameciidae.